CGUGCGUGAACCAGGUCUACGAGACUAAGCCAGGAUGCCUGCAGAGGAAACUCUUAUCCUCCAGUGCCUUCUGUGCAAAUGGAGUGAGGAACUGAUGAAGAAGAAGGGCGGACCAGCGACCAGCUGGACUAUGUCCCGUUGCCAAUCAAGGGCCUAAGGGCUCCUGGACUGGCCACUGGCCCACUAAGAAAGAAAAAAGUGACAAACAACAAAUAAUAGGAUAGGA
Messenger RNA from Geodia barretti, 226 nucleotides. The record is from the annotation of a GenBank genome assembly. Lineage: Eukaryota; Metazoa; Porifera; Demospongiae; Tetractinellida; Geodiidae.